AUGGGUAUGUGACGAAUUUUUUCUCUUGGAGUUGAUAGGUGAUCUUUGCGAUUACUAACACCCGUGAUAGGUAAACUAGACAGCUAUGCCAACCACCAAAGGCCCGAACUCGUAUCAUUUGACGAUAUAAGCUACAACGAUUUAUCGGAAGUGGACGCUGCUAGAAAAUCGAUGCUCAGAGAGCAGUGGAUAAGAACAUACGAGUUGAGAGUGACACACGAAGCCGUGAGGAAAUGCAAACAAUACCACCAGGACGACGCGGGAAGGAAUUGCAAGCCGUUGAUAUUGAAGUACCUCAAGAUGCUAGAAGCAUACCAAUUCCAGGGCUACCAAGGCUACCAAAAGAACGAUCCGUCGAAAUAG
Molecule: messenger RNA, 363 nt
Organism: Lodderomyces beijingensis
Lineage: Eukaryota; Fungi; Ascomycota; Pichiomycetes; Serinales; Debaryomycetaceae
Source: the annotation of a GenBank genome assembly